UGGAGCUGAAGAUUGUCUUCUCUGUCGAGGCCUGGCGACUGGGAGGGCGUACGGGCUAGACUCUGGGGUCAGGACUUCUCUCUCCUCCACUCCACACUCCUCGAGUCCGUAGGGUUCCGGGCGGCAGCCUCUGCAGGCCGUCUCCAAGAGGGGAGAGUGCAAAGCCACGUACGACCGCCGUCUCAAAGAGUGCAAAGCCACGUACGACCGCUGUGUACCUCCCGGGAGCACAUUCCGUUCUUCGAAUUUAUCACGUUCUGUGGCCCCCUGAGGGUUAAGGACUACGGAGUUUGGAGAGAAACGCGGAGCUUGCGCUCGGCGGGCUGCUGUAGGCUGCUAGGGCAGGAUAGGUAGGCUUGGAAGGGCAGAGCGUGCAUACUCAAUGUAGGACAACCCGUUUAAAAUACACGUUCUGGGCUUUGGGGGUUAAGAGGCUGCCUCUUAACCCCUCUUCCACUCCCACUGCCUUACCCUCUCCCACUCCCUAUUUUUCAGAACGUGAAGGCCGGGUGAGGUGUUUUCUCACUCACUGGGGGCCUGGAGGUGAGCAGGGGUGGGCAUGACCAGCAUUACCCAGCUCUUCGAUGACCUGUGUGAGGCCCUCCUGCCUGCUGCCAAGAGUCACCUGGGCCAGCGCAGUGUGAACCGGAAGAGGGCAAAGCAGAGCCUCAAGAGGGUGGCCUACAAUGCUCUUUUCACAAAUCUUUUUCAAGAUGAGACACAUCAAAUGCAGCCUGACCUGUCAAAACUCCCAGUGAGAAACAAGAUCCUCAUGUUGUCCUUUGACUUGAGAGUCGGUGGCCUGGGCCCCGAGGCAGACCGUUUGGAGGAGCUUGUGGAGGAGCUUGGAGCAGCCCCUUGUUGUCCACUUGUGGAGGUGGGGUCUGUUUUGGACCUCCUGGUUCAGCUGGCAGGGAGUGGUCCCCCUCAAGUAGUGCAAAGAAAACGGGGCUACUUCCUUAACAACAAGCAUGUUGGGAGAAAUGUUCCAUAUGGUGGCUAUGAUUGCUAUGAUGUCAGUGUGUUUGAGAUGGACAUUCAGUCUCUGAUCUCCAGAGAGGAAUCUUUGUGUCAUAGUAUGAUCCAGGAAACACUUCAGGUUAUGGAGGCUGCCCCAGGCACUGGCCUACCCACCGUUGGGCUCUUCUCAUUUGGUGAUCCUUGUAGUGACAGAUUUGAAAGAGACACCCGUGUCUCGCUCUUCGGUGCCCUUGUGCACAGCCGAACUUACGACAUGGAUGUCCGACUCGACCUGCCUCCCGUGCCAGACAGUGCAGACCUUUCUGGACUGGCCAUUAAGGUUCCUCAGAGUGUGGAUCAGUGGGAGGAUGAAGGGUUCCAGUCAGCAUCGAAUUUGACGCCUGAUUCCCAGUCUGAACCCAGCGUAACCCCAGAUGUGGACCUGUGGGAAGCUGCACUCACCUAUGAGCCCAGCAAGCGGAGGUGCUGGGAGCGAGUUGGAUGCCCCCCUGGCCACAGAGAAGACCCCUACCUCACAGAGGCAGGAAGGGACACUUUUGACAGGUUUUGCAGGCUCCGCCAAGGGGAGCUACAGGUGCUCAGUGGGGGCCUCUUGCAGGCCCCACACCCUGUGCUGGUGAAGGAGUGUGAGCUGGUGAAGGAUGCACUGAAUGUCCUGAUUGGGGUCGUGUCCACCACGUUUUCUCUCUGCCAGCUGGCCCAGGCUUUCACAGUGAAGUGUGGUGUCCACGUGUCAGGAGCGUCUCCUGAGAGCAUCAGCAGCCUUCUCUCAGAAGUGGCCGAAUAUGGGACCUACUACACACGCCUGAGUCAUUUCUCUCUGCAGCCUGUCCUAGAUGCUUCAUAUAGCAAGGGUCUCGUGUUCCAGGCCUUCACCAGCGGCCUGAGGAGGUACCUGCAGUACUACCGGGCCUGCGUUCUCUCCACACCUCCCACCCUAAGCCUCCUCACCAUUGGCUUUCUGUUCAAGAAACUGGGCCGGCAGCUCAGGUAUCUGGCUGAGCUCUGUGGCGUGGGCAUCGCACUCCCAGGAGCCAGUGGAGGAGGGCCCAGAACUGCGUUCCCCACUGGAGUGAAACUACUGUCCUACCUCUACCAGGAGGCUCUGGGUAACUGCAGCAACGAGCACUACCCUGUGCUACUGUCCUUGCUGAAGACUAGCUGUGAACCCUAUACACGAUUCAUCCAUGACUGGGUGUACAGUGGGGUCUUCAGAGAUGUUUAUGGCGAGUUCAUGAUCCAGGUGAACCACGAGUACCUGGGCUGCAGAGAUAAGCUCUACUGGACGCAUGGCUAUGUGCUCAUUUCCAAAGAUGUAGAGGACUCCGUGCCUGUGUUCCUGAAGCAUAUUGCCUACGAUGUGUACGUCUGUGGCAAGACAAUCAACCUGCUGAGGCUGUGCCAUCCCCGGCAUUACCUCUGUUGGUCUGAUGUCCCUGUGCCUCCCAUCUCGGUGAUUUUCUCCCUUGAGGAGUUGAAGGAGAUUGAGAAGGACUGUGCUGUCUAUGUUGGGAGGAUGGCAAGGGUAGCUCGCUACAGCUCCAUCAGUAAAGAAGAGAAGGAAUUACGUAUGGAAAUUGCAAAACAAGAAUUAAUCGUCCACGCCCGGGAAGCAGCAUCCAGAGUUCUGAGUGAGCUGAGUGACAGGCAGAUGUUGGAGCAGAUGGCUUUGGAUGCCCGGAAGCGAGAGCAGUUUCAGAGGCUGAAAGAACAGUUUGUGAAGGACCAGGAGCGACACCUGGCAGCCAGACAGGAGGAGCUGGAUGAUGACUUCAGCUAUGCCCGUGAGCUCCGAGACAGGGAGAGAAGGCUGAGGUCCCUGAAAGAGGAGCUGGAGAAGAAGGCGAGGCAGGCCCUGGUCGACCGUUACAGCAAGUUGUCUGCAGAGGCGGCUCAGCGGGAGCAGAGGGCGCUGUGGAGAGUCCAGAGGCACCAACUGGAAAGUGCACGGCUUCGUUUUCUCUCAGAAGAUCAGAGAUGCAUCCAGCUUGAAUUUCAGAGGGUACUAGAAGAUGUGCCGGAGGGUCACAGGCCCCAGGAGCCGCUUGCUGUUCUUCAGAGUGCAUGCUCCCAGGCUAUGUCUCUGGGUCCUGAGCAACCAGACAGAGGCCAAGGCUGUGAUUCCAGGCCCAGAAAGCAGCACUUAGGCACCUGGGACUACGUCCACAGUCCAAGUGCACCGAUGUCACCAUCCCUAGAGGCUACAGCAAUGGGGGAUUGUGGGGGGCUCCAGCCAGGGGAUGGGGCUGAGCCCUUCUCUGCUGGCCUCAGCAUUGGAGACUUCCUGCCCAUGGGCCUGGAGGCUGAGCAGCCUGUGCAGACCAAUGAGGCCCCCCUGUUGGAGGAAGUGCUGCAGACCAUCUGUCCAGAUCUGCCCUCUGCAGUUCUUGGGGAGACAUCUGCAGCAGCCAGCACUCAGUCCUGUGAGCUGCAGGAGUAUGAUUUUAGUACCAUCCUGAGGCCAGCUGUGGCCACUUCACCUUCUCCAGGGACCUUCCAGGCUAUAGAGGGUAGCUUGAGUAGCUCAGGGCAGCAGAUGUGGGGGGACACUGGCAUGAAGCUGGAUGCAUGUGUCCCUGACACACAGGUGGCUCUGCCUCAGUCAUACCCACACAGCAGUGUCACUUCUGAGGAGGGGAGCAGCCACUCCACAGAGCAGCUUCUUGGGCACAUGUCAGGGGAUGACAUUCCCACAGAAGGCUGUGUUCGUGGAACGGCCCCCUCUCGGCCACAGUGGAACCUCCAUGGGCAUGUGUCAGAUGCCAGCAUCAGGGUCGGGGAGAACGUGUCAGAUGUGGCCCCCUCCCGUCCACGGUGGAACCUCCAUGGGCACGUGUCAGAUGCCAGCAUCAAGGUUGGGGAGAACGUGUCAGACGUGGCUCCCUCUCGGCCACGGUGGAACCUCCACGGGCACGUGUCAGAUGCCAGCAUCAAGGUCGGGGAGAACGUGUCAGAUGUGGCCCCCUCCCGUCCACGAUGGAACCUCCAUGGGCAUGUGUCAGACGCCAGCAUCAGGGUCGGGGAGAAUGUGUCAGACGUGGCCCCCUCCCGGCCAUGGUGGAACACUCAUAGACACAUCUCUCAGUUCCCCAUGAUGCUGGGGACACUGCCAUCAGAAGCUGAGCCAAACAUGUCUGGAACCCCCCAGGCCUCCCCUGGCCAGGUGUCUGAGGCAGGCCUCAGCCCUGGUGCACAGAGCCUAGCCCUGGAGAGUGGGCCACAGUCCCCUGUGGAAAUGGUACUCUCAGUGUACUCCUCUGCCUCGGGCAGUGAGGAAGAGAGCAACCUCCAGACCUCACCAUCAGCUGUGGCCAGACCUCCUACUCCGGGAGAUGGUGUCCACGAGGAGCCAGGCCCAGGGAAGAGUGGAGACACUGAGGACCUCUCUGCAAGUUGGCUUCUGAACCCACAGGUCAAGGAAGAUGCAGCUGCCCAGAGCAGCCCAGGCUCUGGCAAGGAGGCAGCGGAGGCGGAGGCCCGGCGCUGGGGCUGGGAGCAGACCUACCUGAAAGGACUGGCCACGCAGUAUCCUCUGGAGCAGUACCCGGACAGCUACGAGGCCAUGUCGGACCCCCCUGCUGCUCACCUGCUACAUCACGUACUUCCGCGGGCUUUCGCCUUCCCCGUGGACCCUCAGGUCCAGUCAGCCGCGGAUGAGACUGCAGUGCAACUGAGUGAGCUGCUGACGCUCCCUGUGCUCAUGAAGCGCUCGAUCACCGCCCCGCUGGCCGCCCACAUCUCCUUAGUGAACAAGGCUGCUGUUGACUACUUCUUCGUGGAGCUGCACCUCGAGGCGCACUGCGAAGCGUUGCGGCACUUCCUGCUGAUGGAGGACGGCGAGUUUGGCCAGUCACUCAGUGACCUGCUCUUCGAGAAACUUGGGGCUGGGCUGACGCCUGGGGAGCUGCUCAGCCCGCUGGCCCUCAACUCAGUCUUGAGCAAGGCCCUGCAGUUCAGCCUCCACGGGGACUCCCCGCACGCCGCCAACCUCUCUUUCGCCCUCAAGUACCUGCCUGAGGCGUUUGCGCCCAACGCCCCGGACGUGCUGAGCUGCCUGGAGCUCAGGUACAAGGUGGACUGGCCCCUCAACAUGGUCAUCACCGAGAGCUGCCUGAGCAAGUACAGUGGCAUCUUCUCCUUCCUGCUGCAGCUGAAGCUCAUGAUGUGGACGCUGAAGGACAUCUGCUUCCACCUCAAGCGCUCAGCCCUGGUGAGCCGCGUGGCCAGCUCUGUGCAGUUUCGCCAGCUGCAGCUGUUCAAGCAUGAGAUGCAACACUUCGUGAAGGUCACCCAGGGGUAUAUCGCCAACCAGAUCCUGCAUGUCACCUGGUGUGAGUUCAGGGCCAGGCUGGCCGAGGUGGGUGACUUGGAGGAGAUUCAGCGAGCCCAUGCUGAGUACCUGCACAAGGCCGUUUUUAGGGGCCUGCUGACGGAGAAGGCGGCACCGGUCAUGAACAUCAUCCACAGCAUCUUCAGCCUUGUGCUCAAGUUCCGCAGUCAGCUCAUUGCCCAGGCCUGGGGCCCAGCCAGUGGCCCUCGGGGCGCUGAACACCCCAACUUCGCCCUCAUGGAGCAGUCCUAUAGCACCUUCAAGUACUACUCCCAUUUCCUGUUCAAAGUGGUGACCAAGCUGGUAAACCGUGGCUACCAGCCCCACCUAGAAGACUUCCUGCUGCGCAUCAACUUCAACAACUACUACCAGGAUGCCCGAGGGCCACCCACGCAGGGGACAUGUGGGAAAUAAAGGGGU
This is a messenger RNA of Nycticebus coucang (slow loris), 5731 nucleotides long. It is a transcript of the gene TUBGCP6, whose product is annotated as tubulin gamma complex associated protein 6. Gene Ontology annotation, biological process: microtubule nucleation; mitotic cell cycle; meiotic cell cycle. The record is from RefSeq and is a predicted model, not a curated record. Lineage: Eukaryota; Metazoa; Chordata; Mammalia; Primates; Lorisidae. Gene Ontology annotation, cellular component: gamma-tubulin complex; spindle pole; centrosome. The transcript is spliced from 25 exons. Gene Ontology annotation, molecular function: microtubule minus-end binding; gamma-tubulin binding. Bases 560 to 5725 code for a protein of 1721 amino acids.